AUGACGUCCAUUAAAGACUCUAAUAAAUAAUAAGAAGAUGUCUUAUCAAAUACCAUUACAUCUGGAUUUUUUAAUAAUGCAGACGAUAAAACUCAUCUCGAUUCAAGAUAUGAGCUAAAAAUUAAAUCAAAUAGUCAAAGUCGUAACAAUAAAUUUAAAACUGGAAAAUUUCAGUAAUAGACAAAUAAUACAUUGAUGAGUGACCAUGUUCUUAAAUUAAAUAUAAGAGAAAGAAAUAAGCAGAUACCUUUGUACAGCAAAUUUACACCACCUAACUACAAUACUACUGCCUAGUCAACAAUAAGAAAUUACACUUAAUCCAGAUAAAAUAUCUCUGAGAUUAGAAAUAUUAAGACAAAAAAAAUCUUCAAUCAAGUCAAGAAAUUAAGGUAAUAGACUAAAGAUGCAUCAAAUUCGAUAAUCAAAUUAGCUCAUUUGGAAGAAGACUCGAACAUAUCAAAAAGCCAAAUCAGAAUUAAGAGUCGUGAAAGCAAUAAGAGAGAAGUUGUGCUCAGUCAAAGGUUCACAGGUGAUUUUACUAAGAAAGAUGAAUUUGACGAGUCAGCUGAUGAAAAGAUAAACUUGACUCUUGAUGACUACUAUUAACUGAAAGAAAUAAACAAAAGCUUCUUUAAUUUCGAGUCUAAAAAGGAAAAAGAGCCUCCUGACAUGUUACGCCGACCUAGAACACAGAAUAAAACAGUCAAAAAUGCAGUAUAAGCAAGUGAUUUCCAAACAGUUUCAAAUUCAUAAGAGCAGAUUCCUAGAACUAGUUCUGAUACUAAGAUAGUAGCUAGUAAUGGUCUAAAUCUAAAUAUAGAUUCGAAAGGUUUCAUUGAUGAGAGCUCAUACAUUUUUGAGUCUAAUCAUGAGAAUAUUGUGAGAUAUGAAAAUCUAAUGAAAAGAUAAAACUGGUUCGCUAAAGGUUAUGCUCUUGCCACCACAGAAAAGCUAUUUUGA
This is a messenger RNA of Stylonychia lemnae, 960 nucleotides long. Lineage: Eukaryota; Ciliophora; Spirotrichea; Sporadotrichida; Oxytrichidae. The record is from the annotation of a GenBank genome assembly.